CGACAAUGGUGGAUAUCGGCGAGCUGCAUGAGAUCCUCCAAGACGCGUCGAUCGAGCCGCCUGCGAACGAUGAAGGAUUCCACCGCGACAAGAACAUCCAAAAGCUUCAGACGUUGUAUGACCAGACGCCAUGCAUGGACGACCUCCAGACAGCAAUAGUCGGGGUUAUGGCCGACGACCGCAAGGGGAAAAUUGCUCCUGCCAUUGACCGCGUGCUCGACGUCGUGAGUGCCGUGACCUACUCGACCGACGACUUGCUUGCGAUAGUUGAGUUUGGCAUUCGAUGCAGUCAAGUGGAGGACAAGCAGAUCCGUUUGCGAUCGACGCAACUCCUCGCGUUGCUCCUGCAGAACAUUCCCGAAAUCCCAGACAGCAUUUGGGACGCACUUGUUGAAUCGAUGCUGAUCCGUGUCCGCGAUAAGAUCGUGUCCAUUCGAGUACAAACAAUCAUGGUAUUGAAGCGGCUCCAACAACCCGACUUGCCCGACGACGAAGUAACGGCGGCACUGCUUCGAUUGGCAGUAGUGGAUACAAGCAAGGAAGUCCGGGUGGCAGCCGUGGAGAGCGUCGCGUUGACCCAAGUGUCGGUGGGGGAUCUAUUGAUCCGAGUGCGCGACAUCAGCUAUGAAGUGCGCUGCUCUGUAUUUCGCGUGUUUUCCCAGGCGCAUGUCAAGGACAUUUGCACAGCGCUUGAUCGCAUGUACCUCCUCGACCAAGGUCUACAUGAUCGCAAUCCUGCCGUGAUUGAAGCAUGCCAAGGGAUGGUGCUUCAGUGGCUUCAUCAAUGCCACGACAAUGUGCUUGAUUUUCUCCAGUAUCUGGCACUGGACCACCCCGUGUGCAGCACUGUGAUAACCUUUCUCUUCGACAAAGCUGGACUCUCGGACCUGCCUCAAGUCAAGAGCAAGGCGUUGCUAGGGUCAAGGCUGACCCCCAUCGAUUCGUUUUUCUGGAAAGAGCAGUGCAUCCACUUCAAAAACGACCACGACCUCGUCGAAGAGUAUUGCCCAACCCUCCCGACGUAUUGCGACCUCCUACGCCAUCUCCAAGAAGAACUUAACGAAGAAACGGCGGAGAAAGCACAAAUUGUUCUCGUUGGCCGACAUUUGCUUCAGCUGGGCACAGCCUUGGAUUUUCAAGACGAAGUUGGCCGUCGCAUGCUCAUCAACGCACUGCGGGAAUCCCUGAGCGAGUGGACGUACGAACGGCAGUGGGUUCCAGACGCUGUGAGCUUGCUCGCCGUUUUGUGCGAAGAAUUUGAGUUUAUUCAGUACAUGACGGAAAUCACGAGCGACAUUUACGAUGCCAUGCAAGAGUGCGAAAGUAUGAGUCCAACUAAGCGACGCGCGAUGAGCGAACGACUCGACGCUAUCGACCAACGCAUGGACGAAGCGGACGUACCUUCUCAAGAAUACGAUGCAUUGCAUGCCGAAGGAGUAGCGUUGGAAAAAGCCCUGGAAGAGCCCAAGACGCUGCGUUACUUGCGCUGUUUGGAGCUGUCGUCGAAACUUCUGCAAUUUACCCGUCAAAGCUUGAAAAAUGCCAUGAUUGCGAACAUUUUGCAUUUGAUAUUGCCUGCUGUCGACAGCGACAUCCCCGCCUUGCGCGAAAAGGGUCUGGAAUGCUUGGGGCUGUACUGCUUGCUGGAUCGGAAAAUGGCACUCAACCACACAAUUGUGUUUUGGCGCGUCCUCAACGCCGACGAUGAAGAUGGGGAUUCCAAGCAUACAUGCAUCCGGGUAUUGUUGGACUUUUUCGCAGCGUUCAAAGCGUUUGAAAUUACCCCCGUGGAAGAAGACGGUGAAACGGUAACUUCGGCGUCGAUUCUGGACGGCCUCGCGACGUAUUUUUGCGUCAACGAACAUCAAUUGGACGCGUGGGACCUCCAGACGCAAACACUAGUCGUUGAAGGAUUCAUUAAACUGUUUCUGCUGAAGCGCAUCGACGACUCGAUGAAAUUGCAAGCGAUGAUGGAGCUGUACUUUCACCCAAUUUUGCGACAAAUGGUCCACUCCAACGACCACGGAUUCUGCUCGGAAACUCUUCAAUUGCUGAGCGUGUUUUACCCUGCACUCGCCAAUCUUCAAUUCGACUUGCUCAUAGUGACGAUUCGGUCCGUCCUUUGCAGCAUUGUGUACGGCACCAGCAAAAUUCCCCUCGACGAAGCCGCGCUCUACUUUCUCACCAUCUUCCCAGAAAAAGAUCGAGCGCACGAUGCGCUCAGCUUGCUAUGCUGCGUUGAAAUUCUAGCCAUCAGCGAGCUCAAGCUUACGAAACGGGAGAAAGAAACGCUGCAAAAACCAUGGUGGAUUGUUUUGCAAUCGCUCGAGUGGACCGACACGAACGGUCGAUUGGUUGUACUGCUUGAAGAGGUUCUGAACAGCUUCAAAGCGGCCGAUGCCACCAAGUUCAAGGCGCGAAUGGAGCAAGUCAUCCAGGCACCACCAGAACUGACGGACGAAGACACCCAAUGGAUUUUGGCCCAAGUCGCCGAACGAAAGGACGCAUUGAGCACUUUCAAGAAGAAACUCAGUCGAGCCGUGCAUCGCCAUGAGCUUGUGGUCCAAGAGGCCAGCGAUAGCGAGGCUGGCGAAGAGGAGCAAGUGAUGAUCAAGCGAGAGCGGUCGUCGCGACAGAGCAAGGCCUUGGCCAGUGCUAAAAUCCAAACCGGUGACAGCAAGGAGGGAAGCAGUGAGGUCGAAGCAAUCAGCAGCAGCAGCGAGUCAGACUUUUAACUUGGUUGCUCAUUGAACCAUACACGACAUCACCGUUUCCACCACGGCGCAGAAGUUAUUCAAUGUACGAUUCUCUAUAGCAUUUCAAAAUCGAAACCACCAUCGGACUGUGA
Aphanomyces invadans is the source of this 2848-nucleotide messenger RNA. RefSeq lists its product as hypothetical. Gene Ontology annotation, cellular component: condensed chromosome; condensin complex. Lineage: Eukaryota; Oomycota; Saprolegniomycetes; Saprolegniales; Verrucalvaceae. The record is from RefSeq and is a predicted model, not a curated record. Bases 6 to 2735 code for a protein of 909 amino acids. Gene Ontology annotation, biological process: mitotic chromosome condensation. The transcript is spliced from 15 exons.